Thalassophryne amazonica is the source of this 1312-nucleotide messenger RNA. It is a transcript of the gene ahsa1b, whose product is annotated as AHA1, activator of heat shock protein ATPase homolog 1b. Gene Ontology annotation, biological process: positive regulation of ATP-dependent activity; protein folding. The transcript has 10 exons. Gene Ontology annotation, cellular component: cytosol. Gene Ontology annotation, molecular function: protein-folding chaperone binding; ATPase activator activity. The coding region runs from base 119 to 1132 and encodes 337 amino acids. NCBI's taxonomy places the organism in Eukaryota, Metazoa, Chordata, Actinopteri, Batrachoidiformes, Batrachoididae. The record is from RefSeq and is a predicted model, not a curated record.
AGCAGCAGCAGUCGUCUCGAGGCUUCUAGAAACAACGUGCAGUGGUUAGUCACCGGCACUUAAAGCGGUUCUCACAUAUAGACUUUCUGGGCACAACUAAAACCAUUCGUUUUCCCAAAUGGCAAAGUGGGGAGAAGGAGACCCUCGCUGGAUUGUUGAAGAGAGAGCCGAUGCGACUAAUGUCAACAACUGGCACUGGACUGAACGAGAUGCAACAAACUGGUCAUCGGACAAAUUGAAAAGUCUGCUUCUUGGAGUAAACGUGGAGAAUGAAGAAGGUAGUUGUGAGGUAACAGAUGUUAGCAAGGUGGAAGGAGAGGCAUCCAUCAACAAUCGCAAAGGGAAGCUUAUUUUCUUCUAUGAAUGGAAUCUGAAAGCAACUUGGACUGGGAAGUCAAAUGCUGGAGUAAAAUAUAAAGGAACAGUCGAGGUUCCAAACUUGUCUGAUGAGAACGAUGUCGAUGACCUUGAUAUUUGUGUGUCACUGAACAAAGAUGAACCUGAAACCACAUUGACCAAACUGAUGAAAACAAAGGGAGCUGAAAAAAUCAGAGAAGCACUGGGAAGUUAUGUGGAGCUCUUAAAAACAGAGUUCACACAGGGAAUGAUCCUGCCGACAGCCAACGGCGUGGCCACGCCCACACCACAGCCGAAAGCCAAGCUGGAAAAAACUCAGAUUUCUUCUUCGAGCAGCACAGUCACUCCUGUAAACACCGGAGUCAAGAUCCCCACCUGUAAAUUCUGCAUGAAUGAAACUUUCCUCACCUCACCGUUUGAACUCUACAGAGUCUUUGUCAACCAGGAAAUGGUUCAGGCAUUCACGCAGGCUCCCGCAACAGUGGAUGGAGAUAAGGGUGGAAGGUUUCGUCUGUUCAAUGGAAACAUAUUUGGUGAAUUCAUAGAGCUGGUACCCGAUAAGAAAAUAGUCAUGAAGUGGAGGUAUAACAACUGGCCCUGUGAGCAUUACGCAACGAUCACGAUCAGCUUUUUGGACCGGAGCAGUGAGACGGAGCUGGCAGUGGAGUAUCAAGGUGUCCCAGACAGCGAGGAGGAGAGGACGAAAGAGGGCUGGCAGAGAUACUACUUUGAGGCUAUUAAACAAACUUUUGGCUACGGAGCUCGACUCUUCUGAAGACGGCGUUUUCUCUCUUGGAUGAUUAUUUUUUUCCUUCACAUCCUUCGAUAUCACCAAAACAUAAACUCAUGGCGCCAGUUCAUAAGACAGAUGUGAGGCAAAUAAGUCACACAUCUGUGUAAAUGUUUUAAUAUUUAGAACGUAUUAUAAAUAAAUGAAUUCUCGUUUCUGUCAGCA